Prorocentrum cordatum is the source of this 558-nucleotide messenger RNA. Lineage: Eukaryota; Dinophyceae; Prorocentrales; Prorocentraceae. The record is from the annotation of a GenBank genome assembly.
ACCGACGCGCAGUUCCUCAUCCAGGCCACGUUCGGGCCCACCCGCGGCAGCCUGGAGGAGCUGCGCCAGACGACGGUGGAGUCCUGGGUCAGGACUCAGUUCUCGCUCCCCGCCGGGUCCCACCGCGAGUACUACCGCAAGCGGGUCAGCAGUCGGCUCACCGACGCCCCCCUCGUCGGCUCGCAGCGGUCCCGCUGCGCGGCGGGCUCCCGUUGGCACGCCUUCGCGUUCAGCGUCGCGGACGUGGGGAGGCGGGUCAACGUCACGGGCAACAGGACUCGGAACUCCUGCGGCCGAUUCUCCUGCCGACGGGGGGGCAGCGGAUACGUCGACGGCGCGCACCGCAGCGACAUCGACCCCGCGCUCUCCGGGAACGGCCUGCCGGCCUCCCCGGAGGGCAGCAGAGAGUUACCAGGCCCCCGACAACUGCACGGACGUCUGCUGGAACGGCUGCAACCCGGGCUGCAGCUCGAUCGCGUCGUGGGCUCAGUACGCGUGCGGCUUCACCUCGUCAACCUCCUGGGUCACCAACAGGUACUGCCGGCAGACCUGCUUUGA